CCGCGACACCACACACCCUGCCCCUCUCCGCUCCGUCCGCCCAUCUCUGCGACCGCAAUCAAUUAGAGACACCAUGUCGUCCAUCGUUGGCCGAGCCGCAUUCCGGGCCACUCCCCGCCUCCGAAUGAGCCCGACUACCCGCCGCUUUGCCGAAGCCGUCGAUGAUCGGGCCGCGAGCAAGGAAGCCCUCAAGCAGGGUGCCAGGCGCAAUCCAGAGCUCUACAUCCUGGGAGUAAUCAUGUGCGGUGCCUUCGGGCUUGCGGGAUGGCAUUUCUCGCGGUCACCCACCUCCUCCUCUUCCGAGCAACCAAUUGCACAGGCGCCCGGCAGCGAGCCCUGGAAAGAGGGUGGAGGCACUGGAAAAUAUCAGUACCACCCCGGUGGCGACCCCAAUGCCCCCAAGAAGGACGCUCCUUCAGCAUUGAACACUGUCAUUAUCCCUAAUGUCACCCUUCCAAAGUCUCUCCACGACCAGUUCAACAAGUGGGGCAAGGAUGGUUUCUAAACCAACCCCUCAUUAACCCUCCGCUUUCUUUACCCUCAAUUAGAGAAUCAUGACGGGUCCCCCCGACUUCCUUUACUGCGGUGGCCAUGCAAGACCUGUAGAUAAGCUGAGUCCCCAAAGAUGUAUCAAGUAGAUCAAUUCGAGUCCAUCGAAAGGCCAUUCCCUCCCACCUUCCCACGUAAAUCCCUCUAUCAUUAAAUCCAAAGUUGCC
Lindgomyces ingoldianus is the source of this 716-nucleotide messenger RNA. RefSeq lists its product as uncharacterized. The coding region runs from base 74 to 505 and encodes 143 amino acids. Lineage: Eukaryota; Fungi; Ascomycota; Dothideomycetes; Pleosporales; Lindgomycetaceae. The transcript is spliced from 4 exons. The record is from RefSeq and is a predicted model, not a curated record.